CCAAUGGCUAACGACAUAACACCCAUAACUGAUUUAACCAUGGAAAAUAGAAAAUGGACAGUCCAUGCGUUACUCGUAGAAAUGUCCGCUAUCAGAACAGCCAAGACCAGUGGAAAGCCCUACAGACGAUACGUCUUUGUUGACACACAGGGCACCAAACUCAUGACGUAUGUCUUUUCUGCGGACAUGGAAGCAUAUGAUCAUUGUUUAAAACUCUUUAAGACCUACGAGAUAUUAGCUAAACAAGGCAAAGACUACAAGACGGAUCUACCAAACUUCAACUCUGAAAUCCAGCUCUAUCUCAACAGACAAUGCAGCAUCGUUCCUGUCGAAACUAAUGCCAUAUCUUCUCUAACUGGAAAGCCAUCUUUCAAAAAGCUCUCAUGCAUUGGUGAUUGCCUAGCAACAAAUGAGUACAUCGAUGUGAUCGGUGUACUGAUAGAUGUUGCAGAACAAAAGCAAAGAAACAAACGUCAACAACCGACCUCUUCCAACAUUAUAGGAGAUCGUGUUCAAGAGAUUGUAAUCGUAACUGAGGAGUAAGCAUAGA
Andrographis paniculata is the source of this 550-nucleotide messenger RNA. RefSeq lists its product as uncharacterized. Bases 4 to 543 code for a protein of 179 amino acids. The record is from RefSeq and is a predicted model, not a curated record. Lineage: Eukaryota; Viridiplantae; Streptophyta; Magnoliopsida; Lamiales; Acanthaceae. The transcript has 3 exons.